UGUGCGUCGCGAUCUAUGUUUGGCUGUUCGUUGAUGUCUGGUUGUGUGUAUUUCGCCUUUGUGUAAGGGCUACAGUAGUGGUCGCUGCUAUCAGCGCUACCCACCAGCCGCGAGUAAAAAGCAGCGAGUCGAACAGAGCGGUUCGGUUGGGCGAAGGGGCACCGUCGCGUCCGUGAAAGGCGCCCCACGUCACAACGUGCUCGCCCACACUGUUGUUGCGGCUUCUGCAGGCAGCUCCUCUUUUUAACAGCGACAAAAACUCGUGCCAUCGAUAUAGCAGUUUAAUAGUGUUUGUGUCAAUGUAUGAAAGGCUGAUAACUUAGACAACCUCGGCAAACGAGGAGUUUACUUUGUAAUUCUGGAGAGUUCGCUAACAGACGGCUAAUCUCUAUUUUACCAGUGGCAGCAAUAGCCGAUAGGCUGAGGCGAUUCAUUCAAUCAGUAUCGCGCCCGCAGUGAUCCCGCUUGCAUGUCACCAUCAGUCAGUCUGAGAGUAACAUCCAACAGUGAAUACGCCUUCGUUUAGAAGCUACUUUGUUCUGCUUAAAGCGUCGUCUGUUCGUCAAUUGAAGCCGCUCUUCUCUGGCCCGUAUUGACUCCGUCUACCGUAAUAUUGCUCACCUUGGCUGCUUAGUCGAUGUUGUUUCGUAGCAGGUAACGAGUAGGAACAGGUGUAUCACACGGUACUGCAGGACAAAAAAGAAAGAAAGAAAAAAAAGCAACGUUGUGUGUGUUGAUCAUGAACAGCUACAGAGGAAAAUUUGCUACCGACACCAAACGUUAUUUUCUGUCUGCUUGAUUAGACCGCACGAAGACAGCGUUGACCUGCCUUUCUACACUAUGAAAUGCUUCGUAGGCUGAAAAUUUCUUGCUAUCAGGAUUCUACACAAAUGGCGCAGGACUUUUAUGCACACAGCAACAGUUCUAUCAUUUGGAUUAAGUUUUUACGGAAAAAUGCAAGCUACUCCUACCCGUCAGUGAUGAAUCAGAGGUUGUUUUCUUGUUGAGUUCAUGUAACCGAUACGAUUGUUGGGUAAAUGUUUUGAUUUUUUGUAUGGCGAAAGCCUACAGUUGCGCGGUAGGACUCUUCCAUGCGCAGUCGAAUAACUCGAAACUCAAUCAUCAGUGCUUUCUCGUGACGAGCAAUUCAAGUUAAUGAAUAAAUCUAUAACAGUGAAAUUUUCUGUGGUGGAACAAUCUUAAUUGAAUUCAUCUUUGGACUACUCGUGUUCCUUGCAUUUGGAUACUUCGCAGAUAACUAACAUAAGCGACGGAUGGGACGAUGCGCAAAUGAAAUGUAUCACGACCGAGGGUGUAAUCGAUAACUCGUGAGGACGAGUAUAACACCUCAGUAGCGCCCAACUGCGUGCAGUUCGAGGCUGGCGAACGUCUUGUAACUUAAACUUAUAUUGCGCUACGAAAUCGCAAAUUGCUACGAAUUUUUCUCGACUGGUUUCAACGUAUGAGUUGAAACCCGAAACAAUUCGCGGCGCCAUGUCAAUAAUGCGGCGUCGGCCUCGUGGGAGCGUCGUGUGGAAGUUAGGGGGCGCAGCUGCUUUUUCAUGGUUGCUGCUUACGUUGUUUGCGUCCACGCGAAAAGAUCUUAUUCAAGAUGACAACUCUGUCUUUCAGCCACCUCAACCGGCGCUUAUGCAACACAAUCUACGGGCUGACAGCGAGAUGAAUGGUGCUAGUACGAGCGCUGGUCCCAUCGUUCCUGCAGUGAACGUCGCCCCCGACGUUUUACCUCCUUUGGCACGUCGUCGUAUGCGGAAACAAGGGGAUCCUGAGGAGCCGCGUACGACAAAGAUAAACGCUGACCAGGAAGAGGGUCAAGGGGUGAUAAAGUUUCCAGUCGAUCCUAAAGCACCAGGUGAAGGUGGAGUCGCUGUACAGAUGCCUGCGAACUUAAGCGGGGAAGCCAAACGGAGAUACGACAAUGGCUGGCAGAAUAACGCCUUUAAUCAGUUUGCAUCCGAUAUGAUCUCCCUGCACAGAAGUCUGCCUGACAUGCGUCAAGAAGGAUGCCGUUCACAGAGCUUUCAGAAAGAUUUGCCAGUGACAGCGGUAAUCAUUUGCUUCCACAAUGAAGCAUGGAGCGUACUAUUGAGAACUGUUCAUUCAGUAAUUGGCCGAUCACCUAAGCACUUACUCAAGGAGAUCAUACUUGUUGACGAUUUCUCGGACAUGCCCCACCUCAAGGAUCAGUUAAAAAGAUACGCAGACGAGCUGGGUAUUGUAAAGAUUAUUCGGGCCACUAAGCGGGAGGGCCUGAUUCGAGCCAGGUUACUCGGGGCGAAGGCUGCAACGGCUCCAGUUCUUACGUUCCUCGACUCGCAUUGCGAGUGCACGCAAGGAUGGCUUGAGCCGUUACUGCAACGAGUUGCUGAAGAUGAAACUAAUGUGGUAUGUCCUGUUAUCGACGUUAUCAAUGAUAAAACAUUCGAGUAUCACCAUCGGCCGGGCUUAUCGGUGAUCAAUGUCGGCGGCUUUGAUUGGAAUCUACAGUUUGACUGGCAUGCGGUCCCGCAGAGGGUAAAGGAUCAGUUAAAGAAUAAUUGGUCUCCAGUGCCUAGCCCAACAAUGGCUGGCGGACUCUUCACUAUUUCGAAAGCUUAUUUCGAAAAACUUGGUCUUUAUGAUAGCGGAUUUGACAUCUGGGGUGGAGAAAAUCUCGAGCUAUCAUUUAAGACGUGGAUGUGCGGGGGACGUCUAGAAAUCGUUCCGUGCUCGCACGUGGGCCACGUUUUUCGCAAAAGGUCCCCGUACAAAUGGCGGAAGGGUGUAAAUGUUCUUAAGAAGAACUCAAUACGUCUAGCCAAAGUUUGGAUGGACGACUAUGCUAAAUAUUACUUCGACAGAAUAGGACCCGACCUGAGUGACUAUGGUGAUAUUUCGGAACGCAUUGAACUGCGUAAGCAUCUGAACUGUAAAUCUUUCGAAUGGUAUGUAAAAAACAUCUACCCUGAGCUAUUUAUUCCGGGAGAAGCGGCGGCUACGGGCGAGAUCCGAAACCUCGCAUUCGGUUCAGAAUGGUGCAUGGAUAGCAAGGGGGCUGUUGAUAAGGUUGUUUCUGUAUACCGCUGUCACGGUCAGGGAGGAAACCAGUACUGGCUAUUUUCGAAAACCGGUGAAGUACGUCGAGACGAUCUUUGCCUUGACUACGCAGGAGGCGAUGUUACCCUUUAUCCUUGUCAUGGGUCAAAAGGCAAUCAAUAUUGGAGAUAUGAUAUAAAUGACAAAACUCUGAAGCACGGCAGUAGUCAAAAGUGUUUGGCUAUCAACGAGAUGAAGACAGGCCUCUCUAUGGAAACCUGCAACCCGUCUGUCGACCGGCAAUCAUGGAAAUUCGCGAACUUCAACAUUUCUAAACUCGAAGAUUCGUAAAGGACUAAAAUGUCUCUAGCUACAUCGUUCUCGAUCCUUGAGACACCCAGGACGUUUCAGAGUCUGUAUGCGGAGUCCGUUGCCUUUUAAGGACAUUGUCCACCGUUUAGCAGCUCAUCCGUUGCAACGAAGGCUGGAACGAAAGGACAUAGGCUGCGAACUUUUGUAGCCAAACUGAGUCAACGAAAUUGGCCUCAAGUCGAACCGUCGGUUGCAUCAGCACAGAAAUAGCCUGUUCUUGCUGUGUAUAUAUAUAUAUAUAUAUAUACAGUAGGCAAAAUACAUCACUAUUAUGAACGAUAACGCCCAUACAUCGGCAGUGCAAUGGUCGAAGGUGCUAGCACCAGGAAACCACCGAGUUGUUUGUUGACAUUGUUGUGAUACCAUCAUUUUUAGUGAAAAAAGCUAAGAGCUAGCGGCGUUUUGACUAGCAGUUUCACCAGUACUAGUAUAUAUAUAUAUCGAGAGAGAGAGAGAGAGAGAGAGAGAGAGAGAGAGAGAGAGAGAGG
Messenger RNA from Varroa destructor (honeybee mite), 3896 nucleotides. RefSeq names its product putative polypeptide N-acetylgalactosaminyltransferase 9. Gene Ontology annotation, biological process: protein O-linked glycosylation. Gene Ontology annotation, cellular component: Golgi apparatus. Gene Ontology annotation, molecular function: polypeptide N-acetylgalactosaminyltransferase activity. NCBI's taxonomy places the organism in Eukaryota, Metazoa, Arthropoda, Arachnida, Mesostigmata, Varroidae. The record is from RefSeq and is a predicted model, not a curated record.